AUAGCCUAGCUAGAUAAUUGGCAUACGGGAUCACAACCGUUGAAAACCAAUCAGAUUUGAGCCUCGCUAUUUGAUUAUAAUAAUCUGAGCGCAUAACAAUAAUCAUAUUUCUGACAUGCGCGUUAAGAUAUUCAGAAUUUGCAACAGUGUUAAACUUAUUUCAUUUUGAGAUACACGAUGUCGCGUCGAAAGCAACCGAAACCUAGGCAUAUAGGAACGGAAGACGAACUAGCAUGCAUUUUACAGAAUGUCGAAAAAAUCCGCGAAAAUCCACUGACGUAUAUUUCAAUGUACAGUUGCUUUCUUGACAAAUACUGUACUGAACCAAGCCCUGUCUCCAAUUCCCCAUCUGCAGAAGAUGCCCACGUCUGUGGGAAAUGUCGAGAAGAGUUCUUAGGACUUGAAGAAUUCUUAGCCCAUAAAAAAGUGUGCGGAAGCAAAGUUGUGUUGUUGUACGAGGGCAAGGACAGUGAAAACGCUGAAAGCAACGAAGCGGACGAUCUCGAGGAUUUGAACCCUCCCGCCAAAAUUCCCAGAUACUCUGACCCUGAGGACCAGUACAAUUGUGGGGGAUCAGACGGUGAAGGAACUUCAGACUUCAUGGAUAACUUUGACGAUGAUGAGAACGAGGUGAUGGAUGCUGAGGACCAGCAGAUAGCCAAUGAGGAGAUAGAUGAGGACCUGAUGAAAAUCUCCAUGAUGAAUGCCGCAGCUGCUGCAGCCAAUCAGGAUAUUUCAGCAGACAGUGAGGAGGAUGAAGAAAACAAUAAUACCACCGACAGCAAGGAUGAAGAAAAGUGUUCAGAUGACAGUAAAGAAAAGACAACCCGUAACCUCCAGGAACCUCUUAUGUUUCCAUUUUCACAGUUUUUACCAACAAACUCAAAUGUGACAUUGGAGCCAAUGAACGCCACUCGUGCAGCAGUGGCACAGUUUGCAGAAAACAAUUUAGCACCAGCAGAGAUUGCUUUGUUGCACUCCACACUUUAUAAUUUACAGCAGCAGCAAAUUUUGCAACUUCAGCUUAUUCAGCAGCUUCAGCUUCAAGUCAAUAUGGGGGGCACUCCCAACUCGUCUCCUUUGCCAUUUUUGCCACCCGUUUUGCCAUCGCAAUCAUCUUCUCAGGAACUCAACAAUCAUAAACCUCAGAGCAGUAGCAAGUCCGAUGAGGACAGCGUGCAGGACUUGAGCAGCAAGGAGGACAAGUCGGAGAAAAUUCUGGAAGCUCCAGAGAGUGAGGAAACCGAGACGAAACCUGCUGUAACCACGGCGAUGUCUUCUGCUCCCAUUGCACCCACCAUUCCCUCAUCUCUACCACUGACUGGCAAAGACUUGCUGUCGUCUGUACCACCCCCCACCUCAGAGUUUGCCAAACUGACAAAAUUGGUUGAGAGAUCCCAGUAUGUCAGCGACGACCCGUUUUUCCGCCACAAGUGUCGCCUGUGUCAGAAGGUCUUUGGCAGUGACAGUGCCCUGCAAAUCCACAUCCGCUCCCAUACAGGCGAGAGACCUUUCAAAUGCAACAUUUGCGGGAAUCGGUUUACAACCAGAGGGAACCUAAAGGUCCACUUUGAGAGACAUAAAGCCAAGUACCCACACGUGAAGAUGAACCCCCAUCCGGUCCCCGAGCACUUGGACAAGAUACCAGCAAUGCCUCUGAUUGGGUCUCCCUUCCCAUCGACCCCAACUCCACCACUUCCUCUUCCGGGAAUGUUCACCUCAGCGCCACCUAUGUCGCUCUCCUCCAUGAUGUCGUCGAUUUAUUCCAACUCGAUGUUUGGACCAAGACCUCCACCCCGCUUCCCGCCAGCACCAUCAGUCAGCGAGGAGCAGAGUUCCUCCAGUGCCGGAUCGACCUCCAGUCUCUCUCAAACCAGUCCCACUCCCGCCGCUAGUGAGCCGCCAGUUCGCAAGUCCCCCAAUGUCACAGACACCGCCGUAACAACACCCCUCUCGACUGCAAUCAAACGCGAGCCAACCAGUCCGAUCGAAUCCCAGCCCAAAAUGAGUCGUCCCUCUAGUCAAUUCCCUCUCAUUUCACCACAUCCGGCGGCGCAGCCUCCUCCUCCUCUGACGCCAUCUAGUGGGAGUUACUCCUCACGUGACUCCAUCUUGCCAACCAAACUGAUCGACCAUGACGAAAAUCUGGAGCAGUACAUGGAGAUUGAUCGCUCAGAGACGUCCAAACUCCAACAGCUCGUCGACAACUUGGAAAACAAAGUGUCUGAUCCCAACCAAUGCGUCAUAUGCCACCGUGUUCUAAGCUGCAAAAGCGCUCUCCAAAUGCAUUAUCGCAUCCAUACCGGCGAAAGACCGUAUAAAUGUAAGAUUUGCGGGCGGGCUUUUACAACGAAGGGGAACCUGAAAACUCACAUGGGUGUUCAUCGCAUGAAGCCACCAAUCAGGAUGAUGCACCAAUGUCCAGUUUGUCACAAAAGCUUCACCAACCUUUUGGUUUUACAACAGCAUAUACGAAGUCACGCUAGCUUGCCAGGAAUGCCGCCAAUGCCUGAUAUGUCUCACUUUAAAGCAUUCGGAAACUUUCCAAGACCAAUGGAAUGGGGUCACCGACCUUUUGAUCUUUCCUUCAGACCAGAACCGGAAAGGGAGCUGGACUUGAGCAAAACUUCUCCAACUUACCAAAUGCAAAGAAAAAGAUACGAAGAGGAAAUGAUGGACGACAGAGAUGUUUCAAGAGAUAUGGAUGAUGAAUUCAUGGACGAACAGAGUCAUGAUGAACAUGAAAUGAGCAAACACGACGACGAACGUACUGAUGAAAUAAAUGAAGAAAGACGUGAUGAAGAAGUGAAACGAGAGCAAACAAGCGAUCGUCCCACCAGGCCAGAGUCAACAAAAUCCAACGCAUCAAAGGGUUCAGCUAGAUCUGCUUCUCCGAAUACAGAAGACGAGAGUUUUUCAGGAUACCCCUCAUCUAGCAUGUUCUCCCCUGGCAUCCCGGGACUGGGACCAAUUCCACAAUACAACACCUCCCUUGCAGCCCUCGAGGAACGCGUGAGAGCCAUCGACUCCUCCAUGGCCAACCAUCGAUAUAAUCCAUUUGGACUGAAUGGAUUUCCACAACCAUCUCAGAUGGGGAAGAAAUCUUUUGAGGACAACGCUGAUCUUUCUGAUUCGGAAGAAAAUGUGUCAGCAGACGACAGCAAACCAGGGACACCAGCUUUGUCUGUUAACAGUGAUGGUGGAAGUUCUAACGGGUUUAUGAUGGGCGGCGAUAAACUGAGCACCACCUGUAAUAUAUGCUUCAAGACAUUUGCUUGCCGCAGUGCACUGGACAUUCAUUAUCGUAGUCAUACAAAAGAGCGUCCUUACAAAUGCGAAGUGUGCGAUCGAUCAUUUACCACCAAAGGGAACAUGAAGCAACACAUGCUGACACACAAAAUACGCGACCUUCCCAAUUCCUUCAGCAAUAAUAGCAACAGCAGCGAAAAUCCAGAAAACGAGGACAAUUCUAAUGAUUCAGCAACAGAAGAGAAAAAAAUCGAGGACCAAUCCCCCUCUGAAGCGUCUCCUAAGGUCCCAGAGACCAAUGGCCAGGAAAGACAAGUCAGCACUGCCCCCGUUGUCAGCACCCCAGGAAGUAACCCCUCAAAUAAUGGGGGAAGCAUGUCAAACGGAUCCCAAGAUUCCUCACCGUUCCUACGAAGAACACCACUGAAGCACCAAUGCCAAGUUUGCCAGAAAGGUUUCAGCAGCGCAAGUGCCCUGCAGAUUCAUAUCAGAACGCACACAGGUGACAAACCCUUCAAAUGCACAGUUUGCGGAAAAGCUUUCACAACAAAAGGAAACCUGAAGGUCCAUAUGGGAACUCAUAUGUGGAACAACAGCCCAUCUCGCCGAGGACGCCGAAUGUCCAUCGAACCUCCAUUUAUGAUGACACACAAAGAGAACCCUUUUAUGCAAACAGGGUUCCCACCACGGGCUCCGGAUUUCUUUCAGUACCAGUUCCCGCCGUUUAUGAACGGAGUUCCACCCCACAAGAUGAACGAGAUAUCGGUGAUCCAGAGUCUCGCCAGUGGCAUGGCGCACAUGCCCCUACCCCUGAACGCUGACCACCUGACCUCGCCCAGAUCCAAGGUUUCGGAACACGAAUUAAAGGCCGACUCCUGGAGAAAAAGUGAUACCAACGGGAACAUUACGUCAUCGGGGGAGCUGGACCUGAGCAUGAAAUCAAAUUCCUCCACGUCACCAAACAAUAACAGCAAACCUUCUCCCACCCCUGGGGACAACUGGAACUCGGCCUGGAAGACCAUGUGUCACUUGUGUAACCAGAACUUUCCCUCGCCCACCGCUCUUGAGUACCACAUGCAGAACUUUCAUCUCAAAGGGGCAGAAUCGCACCCAAAGAGUAUAGUUGCUUGAACUGUAGGUAGAUAGACGAUGCAGUUUUGUGAGUUAUGUGUUAGGCAUUCCACUAUCUGAGGCAUUGUAGUGUUGUUAAAUGAUACUAUUUAUCAUCUUUGAGCAAAAGUGUAUGAAUGCAUCAGAAAUCCUAUAAACAAUGAUAAGAAAUCCAAAUUAUUUCAGAGAUAGGAGAAAUUGAUGCAUUUACUAUGUUCCAAUAUAUACGUUUGCAUUUGCUGUUAUAUGUUUUUUUGCUGCAAGUGAUUCUUAUCCUAUAUUGAAAUUUCAUUACUUGUCAGCAAAAAAUAUAUGCAUGUUUAUUUUGUGUUUUGCAAAUAGUCUUGCGCAUGGAAAGAGUCUAGUCGAAUCUCAUUGAUAAUCAAACGACAUAUCACGUGACGUAAUAGUAAUCUCUACCUCGUUAUUACGCUUUCUGUAAACAUAGGGCGAAUGUAUUUGGUAGGAAAAGAUGUUCGGGUUUUACAGUAGCGUUUUGCAUUUUUUUUUCUGUCAGGAAUCAAAACAAGUGCUUGUUUGUAUAUUCCUGCUACGCAGAUUCUUAGUUGGUUGUAACAUUGUAUUCAUUACGCCAAUAUAAACUGAUACGCAUCAAACCAAAUUAUUAUUAUAUACUUUUUACAUUUUUUAUAUUAUUAGUGAUAAUAGUUUCGUGUAGUUGUUAAAUGUUUACCUAUAGCUCUAAUUUCACUGUACAUACGAUUGUCUACAUAGGGAUUUAUUGCUUUUUCUGUUAUUUUAUUACAAGAGCUUACUGAAUAUAUCUACAGCCUAUAUUGUUGUACAUAAUAUUUUUCCUUGUUAUUUCUUUACAACAAACUGUUCACUACGUCAUCAGCUUAAUGUAUGAGUCAAACGUCAUCGCUUUUUGCGUUGUUGUUUUUCGGUGCUGCUUAUAAUAUUUUGUUCCUGCUGAAAGUAUAUUUGCAAAUAGAGAUUUUCGCCAGAUUUUUUUUUUAAUCUCAUCAGCAUAUAGAUAUGUGCAUGAAAUUUAUUUAUUGGAUAAUAUUUUGUGUCUUCCGUUUCACUGCUGGGGUAUAUCACAUUACACACGACUGUACAACUACCAUUAUUGUACCACCACUCAACCGCGACAGUGUACGCUGGGGAAGAUAAUGUAGAACGUUUUAUGUAGAGACUUUAGUGUUUUGAGGGUAGAAUUCUGUGUAACUUGUUUGUUUCUUUUCAAAUAUGUGACCAAAAACGGCUGUAAUUAUUCUGUUAAAGUUUUUGACGCAUGCGUGAUGAAUGAAGAAGGUAUCUGAACUUUUGACCUUUGUAAAGAGUGCAAAAUGUUGCAGAUGCCAGACAGAUUGUGAUAGAAUUUGUGAAAUCCAUAACUAAUUUGUAUUCUAGAUGUUCUGAAAUCUGUGUUUAAAAAGUGAUUUUUAAGUAAGGAAAUCCAUGUCUGAAUAUUUCCCACAGUUUAUCGAGUUCUGAAUUUAAAUCUAGGUCCUGCUGUCUACAAAAGGAUGUUAUUUGAUAACACUGUAUUUUUUCUGUGAUGACAUAAUUUGAAUAAUUAUAACACUUUACAAAAGUGGGGAGUUGAUAAAUGUCGAAAUUCAGCGAAUGUAUUGAAUGACUUAGUGAACCCAGGGUACCUGUAGAUUUUUUGCCAACUGGCAAUGAAGCAAAAAAUAAAAUCUAUACAUACUAAA
This is a messenger RNA of Magallana angulata, 6041 nucleotides long. Its product is annotated as sal-like protein 1. Gene Ontology annotation, biological process: regulation of transcription by RNA polymerase II. The transcript has 6 exons. The record is from RefSeq and is a predicted model, not a curated record. Gene Ontology annotation, molecular function: RNA polymerase II cis-regulatory region sequence-specific DNA binding; DNA-binding transcription factor activity, RNA polymerase II-specific. Gene Ontology annotation, cellular component: nucleus. Bases 178 to 4380 code for a protein of 1400 amino acids. Lineage: Eukaryota; Metazoa; Mollusca; Bivalvia; Ostreida; Ostreidae.